Molecule: messenger RNA, 1896 nt
Organism: Arthroderma uncinatum
Lineage: Eukaryota; Fungi; Ascomycota; Eurotiomycetes; Onygenales; Arthrodermataceae
Exons: 5
Coding region: 1-1896 (631 amino acids)
Cellular component (GO): membrane
Source: RefSeq, a predicted model, not a curated record
AUGGCUACAUCUAGUUUUACCUACUACCCUUACGGGCCCAGCCGUGCCCUUGCGGCCGUCUUUGCGGUCCUAGUUGGCAUAUCGCUAGGCAUACAUAUAUGGCAGAACUUCCGCUACAAAUAUUGGCGUGUCAUGUUUUUCAUGUGCUGGGGAGGCCUCAUCUUUACAUCCGGUUGGGUCAUGCGAUCCGUCUCGAGUUACUAUCCUGAGAACAGAAACUUCUACAUCGCGGAAUCAAUUCUCAUUCUAUGCGGACCGCCAGUCUACUCUGCAGCUGAAUACAAUAUUCUCGGCCGCCUCAUGCACUACCUCCCCAUGCAUGCUCCCCUCAACCCAAGCAGACUCAUCUACUUCUUCAUCUACCUUGGAGCUCUGGUCGAAGGCUUGACAGCCGCCGGCGCAGCCCGCCUAUCUACAGCAGGGGAAGACAAGGACCUACAGCGCAGCGGCGGUACCCUCGUUGCCGUCGGCUCGGUACUCCAGGGCGUGGUGGAAUGUAUCUUCAUCGGCAUGAUCGCCCACCUCCACCACCGCUGUGUUCGUGCAAACAUGCUCACAAGCAAAGUGCGAACGGUCUUCAUCAUGCUUUACGGCACAUCCUCCCUCGUCCUGCUCCGCUCUAUCUUCCGUGCUAUCGAAAAGUUCAGCACCCUUAACGUCAUAUCUACUGGCCAAUGCGACGGGGUCUGUGACGCGGUGCUAAGACACGAAUGGUACCUUUAUGCCUUCGAGGCCGCGCCCAUGGUCCUCUACACGUACUGGCUCAAUAUCAUCCACCCUGGCAGAUUCCUACCAAACAAGACCACCACUUACCUUGGUUUUGACAAGGAGGAAUAUGAGGGUCCCGGCUGGACUGACAAGCGCUCCAAGUGGGAGACUUUUGCCGAUCCUUUCGACCUCAAGGGGGCUAUUAACGGGCAAAAGGAGCAUGAGAAAUUCUGGCUACUCCCUCAACAAGGUCACCCAGAGAAUCGUGGCGCCUUUGGAAAGUUCCGUAUGAGCGUCAAGUUGAGGUUGACUAUUGAACGAUUUGGUGAUUGUAGUGGAGCGGAGGACGCGGUUCUCAACAAGAUAGCCUACGGAAACACUUCGAUGAUAAUUUUCACGGCUCAAGAACGAAACUCCUUAAAUAUGAGCUUUGGGGCUCCAAAUGAUGCUCCUCCCAGCUCUGGUUCCGGCGAUCUAGAAAUCCUUGAAGUCACCAGGAUCCUUGAAAACGCGAACAUUCCCUGCUGCAUAUUUGGCAUCCCGGCGUUGAAGUAUUAUAAUGUUGGGAGGCUCCGAGUUGACUGGGAGAUAUGCGUUCCCUCAGAAAUGGCUGACGAAGUCGCGUCCCUUUUAAAGUCGGGACCUCAUAAUCAGGUUUAUGAGCUAAUUCAAGGGGCUCCAUCUCGCUUUCACUCCAUCAUUCAUUUAUACCCGAGGUUCAAGCUUAGGGGGGUUGAUUGCUCCUUCGUCAUUCUCCCAUCUAACGACUACCACUUUGAAUGCCAACCAGCGAAUAUCGAACGAAGCUACAGAGGUCUCCCUUACCCAAAAUUAGCACCGUUUGCUCAAUCUCUAUUAGAUUCACAUAAUCUACUCUCCCUAACCGACUUGAUUGACGGUAUAAACCUAACGGAAGAAUGGGGCCAGCAAAAUCUAGAUCUUAGUGGCCCUCAGGAUAUCAACUGGGCGAAACGCAAGAAUGAAGAAAUUCGGCGUUUGAUACCAGGUUCAGACUCAUGUUGGUUUGAACAUGUGGAAAAGGGGUUUGACAAGAAAGAAACCUGGCACGAUAUCGUGUCAACGAAGGAGCGUCGAAUUGGCGAUGAGUGUCCAAAGGAGCUUUAUGCUACUCGAUUUUGUGGGGGCGGCGACGAGGACCCCAGGUCAAAAUUUAUGCAUCUAUUCUAG